AUGAAAAGGAGCUGUCUUGAAGGAAUAGAAAAUAAUGUUUUUUUAACAACUGGAGAUCCUUAUAAUAUGGGAUGUGACUAUAGAUGUUCUUUUGAUUAAUAUGAUAGAAAUAAUGUGGCAAUUACUUUAGAAAUUAUUGGCAGAUUAGGUGCCGUUUUUAAUUUUCCUUUGACAUAAUUUACAGAGCCUUAUUCGUAUAUCCAAGUAGAUUUUAGUUUUUUAGGAGUUAGACCUGCUAAUCCCUUGAAUGUAGAUAUAAAUGGACUAGCUUAAAUCACUUUAUCUUCUUCACCAACUUAAAGUUACUUGGAUGACGCUCCUACUUUAUUUUGCUCAGGAUUUCAAGUUUAAAACGUUUAUACAUCUACUCUUAUACUAAAUUAGCAACUCCCUUUAGGAACCAAUGUAAUUGUAACAUUUUCAAUACAAGCAGCAGGCUAUCUUUCUUUAUUGAGAUCAAUUAGAAUAUCUAAAAACUGCACACCAAACUGCAAAACUUGUUCAACUAAUUCAUCAUGCUUAACUUGCUAGGAUGGAUAUAAUUAAUAUAAUUUCCCUUCUGGUCCUUAAGUUUGUGAGUAAGUAGGAGUAUGCUAAACAAGUAAUUGUUUUUCAUGUGCAUAGUAUAAUAAUUAAGAAGUAUGCUUGAAGUGUAAACCUGGAUUUGUAUUAAACUCAUCAUCACAAACAUGUACCGCUAACAUUCCUGCCCCUCAGGUUGCCUGUUAAGCAAAUUAAUAUAACUAAGAUGGAGUCUGCACUAAUUUCAGUUCGAAUGGGUAUUAUCAAGAUAGGCUAUCAGGAUAACUAAUUUUAAUAUAACCUUCUUAAAUAAAUGUUUAGACUACUUAUUAAUGUCCUUAAAAUACUCUUGCUAUUGUAUCAAAUUAAAAUAACUAUUAGGAUUACCAAUGUAGGUGCAUUUUUUAGAACUGUAUAGGCUGUUAAGAUAUUUAUUCAUGCACAUAUUGUGUACCAGGAAUGAUUUUUAAUAACACUUCUAAAAGCUGCUAAACUUUAAAUUUUUCAAGCAACAGCUACACAAUUAAAUAGAAGGUCGAUACUAACGGUUACAAGCUUGAAUUAGUAUUUUAAAAUUAGCUAAUAGCAACUACCAUAAAUCAAAGUAAUCUUAACAUCACUAUUUCUAAUUUUAAAAACUACACUUACCAGUUUAUGGGUUAAAAGGAUAAUUACACAUUAAUGGUUGAUAUUCAAUGUGAUGGUAAUAUUAAAAAUGAAUAUAUUUAUGUGACUAUUUCUGAUAAAACAUUCCUAUCUUAGAAUCUUAUGAAACCAUCUACUGUUUCUUAAGAGUUAGAUCCUUUUGUCUAUGUAUCUCCUACGGAUUUAAAGUAGGCAUAAGACUUAAAAACAGGAGGGACUGCAGUAGCUACAACAAUGAUUAGCUGUUUAAUCCCUAUUGCUUUUUUAGGAAAUUUUUAUGUGCUAAUAAAUACUAUCGAUCUCACUGGUUUCCUUUAUUACCUAUUAUUUAUCAACGUUAGAUUCCCAAUCAAUAUAUUCUAAUUCUAUGGAAUCUUUUAGAAUUUCUAAAUGGCUUUUAUUCCUAAUUUCUUUCAAAAUGCAAUCAAUCCGAAUUAUGUAUAAUAAGCUCCUCCGUAAUUCAUGCAAUAAUAAACUGAUUCAUACUUUUUAAAUAGUACAGGCUAAAGUAUUAGUGUUGUUCUGAUUAUCUUCUGUUUAUACAUUUUUGCUAAACUAUUUUCAGGAAUAGAAAUCAAAUUCGUUUAAGCUUAUUGUAGAAGAGCUUGUUAUGAAACAUGGGAAUACGGUGGAUUUUUCGACUUGAUAUGGUGCAAUUACACUUACAUAAUUGUUGGUAUUUUCUUACAAUUUUAUAUCUUCGAUUGUGGAGAUUCAUCUUGUCCAUUAAAUUAUUCCAUGUUUGCCUUAUGGAUUAUAAUUUGUUUAGGAGCUCCAAUAAUAAUAACUUAUGUAAUUGUUAACAAUCCAAAUAUCAAAGAUGAUAAAUAUAUGAGAACUAAAUAUUCAUCUUUAAUUUCAGGCUUAAAGCUCUUCAGUAAUAAAGAUUCAUUAAUCCAAAAAGAUGAUGAAAACAAUACUCCUCCAUAGACAAAUAAUUUAUUUCAAAGCAGUUAAUCAUAAUCUCAGUUAAACCUUUAGUAAAUUGGAUGGAGACAAAAACUAGUCAUGAAAUUUUCAAAAUAUAACUUGGCUAUUUUAUACUAUCGCAAAAUAAUAUUUGCAUUGAUCAUUGUAUACUUGUACAAAUACAGCUAUAUUUAAUUAGGCAUAAUAACUUUAAUGAAUGUUAUAGUUGCAGCCUACUACAUAGUAAUUUAGCCUUUUGAAAGUAAAUACGAAAAUAUUAAGAAUGCCGCUGCAGAGUUUGUUCUUAUUGCUAUUCAAAUUAUAAUUGCCCUUUUAGUUGAUGAUCCUAAAUCUCAACCUGAGAGUCACCGUAUUACACUAGGAUGGAUUGCAAUAGCUUUAAUUACUUUUGUAAUAUUGUGGUAAUUUCUAGGAAUCAUUUAUGAUUCAUUGUACAGUUUGUAUGAAUACCUUAAAGAACUUAAGUAAAAAAGAAACAGAUCAAAAGUUGCUAAUUUUGACAAUUAACAAAAUGAACAAGCCAAUAAUGAGUAUGCUUCUCCAUCUAUACAUGCUAAGUAGAGAACAGAUUUUUAAUCUAAGUUAGGUACCUUAGUAUUUUAAAAUGUAAAAGAAAUGCCUAGAGAAGAAGAUAAUGAUGAAAACGAUAGUCCAUUGCAGUCUUAGAGACUUAAAAGAAAUAAAUUUUCUUCAGUCACUUAAAUAAGAAGAGAAGGAAGUAUUAACAAUAUGGAAACAUUUGAUCAAUCUAAUAUUUCACCUGAAGUGUCUCCAAAUAGACAUAGGAUGUCUAGGUUGCAUAUGAACGUUUUUAAUCCUUAAGCGUAGUAAAUGGUGCAAGGAUAAGGAGAGACACCUCAUGAGUCAAUCUAUGAUAUCCCUCACUCCAAUAAUUAAAUUAUAGGAGAGCCUGAACAAAAAAAUAUGAGCAAAAAGUUUUCAAAAGUGCGCAGCAUUUUAGAAAGCUGA
Tetrahymena thermophila SB210 is the source of this 3066-nucleotide messenger RNA. RefSeq lists its product as hypothetical. The transcript has 2 exons. Lineage: Eukaryota; Ciliophora; Oligohymenophorea; Hymenostomatida; Tetrahymenidae. The record is from RefSeq and is a predicted model, not a curated record.